Messenger RNA from Blastomyces dermatitidis ER-3, 1607 nucleotides. Its product is annotated as V-type H+-transporting ATPase 21kDa proteolipid subunit. Gene Ontology annotation, molecular function: proton-transporting ATPase activity, rotational mechanism. The record is from RefSeq and is a predicted model, not a curated record. Gene Ontology annotation, cellular component: proton-transporting V-type ATPase, V0 domain. The transcript is spliced from 5 exons. The coding region runs from base 334 to 930 and encodes 198 amino acids. Lineage: Eukaryota; Fungi; Ascomycota; Eurotiomycetes; Onygenales; Ajellomycetaceae. Gene Ontology annotation, biological process: proton transmembrane transport.
GCUUAUUUAGCGGAGGCGGUAAAAAUGGCUAGUUCCGCGCGGUUAACUGGGUCAGGGAAGGUUGCGGGUUAGCCGCAGCCAUCGUCACUGGCCAACAUCACAGGGAAAACAUCCGUCCCUCGAACCUGCAACAGCUGGGCCAGAGGUGCUUCGAUACCUAUCAUCCCUCCGCGUCCACCUCCUCACACCGCCGUAUACCUACCUCUUUUGCUGCUGCGGGUGCUAGCAAGCAUUCUCAGCCCUUCAACUACUUCUCCAACACAUCAAUACCCUCCAAUCUGCCACAUUACACCCUGAAGAGGAAUCACGUCGCCGGAGGUGCAAGAGACGACCAUGGGUCUCCUGUACCCGGUUGGCGGUGCUACCGCUUUCCUCACAGUUGUUGGACUUUAUAUGCUCUUCAAUGGCGAGGGUGAAGCCUUCAACGUUGGCCUGUUUCUCGAGUCAGUGUCUCCAUAUACCUUUGCGACAAUAGGCAUAGGCCUAUGUAUCGGUUUAUCAGUCGUCGGAGCUGCAUGGGGAAUAUUCAUCACCGGCUCCUCGAUCAUAGGCGGUGCGGUCAAGGCCCCAAGAAUACGAACAAAAAAUCUAAUCUCCAUCAUCUUCUGCGAAGUCGUCGCCAUCUACGGCGUUAUCAUGUCUAUUGUCUUUUCGUCGAAGAUCGCCUACGUCCCCACCGAAAACCUGCAUUCCGGAAGCAACCUGUACACGGGUUACGCGUUAUUCUGGGGUGGUUUGACGGUCGGUGUAUGCAAUCUCAUCUGCGGUAUUGCUGUCGGAAUCAACGGAAGCAGUGCUGCAUUGGCUGAUGCGGCGGAUUCUUCCCUAUUCGUGAAAAUCCUCGUGAUUGAGAUUUUUAGCUCCGUCCUCGGUCUCUUCGGUCUGAUUGUUGGCCUACUGAUAUCCGGAAAGGCAAACGAUUUUGCUUGAACGUUGUGAAACAGUCGAGAGAAUUACAAUGGAAUUCAUUUGGAUAACCUCGAAACGCGGAAACCCAUUCCCUUCCACACAACGGGGAUGAGGUGGGAGAGUCUCGUGGCGCCAGGAUCCUCUCCUGCAGUACAAAAUAACUGGCGCCGCUUUUUUUGAUAACCCUUUACUUAUUUACGAUUUUCCAUUUCUCUUCAACCAAUGAUGAAAUCGAUCUGGGGCGAUUUAGAUUACCAUUAACCAUGUGAUAUUUACGAAUGGAAUAGACAUGGAGUCAUAACUUGUUUUUUAAUACGGCAAACAUGGGAAGGAGGGGAAGAUUGUGAACCAGGAAGGGGGUUUGAAUCACUGUCCGCCCGGUCUGUUGUUUUGCUAUAUCAUGUAUAGUAUUUGUUGCUGCAUCGGGGAAUUAUAUAUCUCUUGUGAUCUUCCCGUCAUAUGUCAAUUUAUUUCACAGUGUGGACGGUUUGCCACUCACUCUUAACAUUAUAACAUGGAACCUCAUAAAUACCAUAAGCUGAACACUUGAUAAAUGCCUAAUGCCGUCGUAUCUGACGCAGCUCCAUGCCUGGUUUUACUCAGCCAGCAUAAAUUCACAGCGGGGAAAGAUAUGGCAGAAGGCUGCCUUGUACAAAUACAUCUUCUACGUAGAUCAUAGAGGGAAAGAUACUCUCCCA